UUCCUAUUUUUACUCUCAGUUGCUCUGGAAUUUUUUGCCAGUUACUGUGUAGCCCCCGAAAAUUAAAGAAUUUAGUGUCUCAAGAUUGAGGAAUAAUCGGAAUUAUCCAUUGAAUAUGGAAUCAAUAAAUUAUUAGUAAUUGCCACUCGCUUCUCUCAAUCGUGCGAGUGUCUGUCGUUUCAUUCACAAGAACACGAUACGUAUAAAUUAAAGAGCACCAACAUAAUUUGGCCAGUUGCUCGGAGAAUUUCAAUGUGAAGACACUCUCAAAUUGUACUUAGCGGGACGCCCAAUAAGACACACCAACGGAAGAGUAUUAAAAAGUGAUUUCCGGUACUUGAGAUUUGCUAUUGCUAUUAAUCACCCCCAGUGAUUUCUCAGUGAGUACAAGUGAUUUGUGAAUACCAGCAAAGUUUAGAGAGUGAUUCAUCAAUUUAAUCUCCAAAUCCCUCAAAAACCCUUUCGCUCACAUCCACACGGUUCAAGAUCAUCCAUCCUUAAUAGGACAACUAAUGGGACUUUUUGAUGCACUCUUGGGAAUAAAUAAUAAUAAUUUUCCAUUGCUCAAUAAUUCGUCUGGCCACCAGUCAAUAAAUUAAACACGCAGCGUGAAGGAAGACUCAUCAGUGGCAAUAAAUUGCGUAUCAAUUGCGAGGGCACAUCAAGAAGGGGUGAUAAAAGCGGCUUACAAACAAAAGUGAUCAAGAUGUAUGGAAUGCUAUUGGAGAGUGUUCAGCAUUUCGUCCAGCACAUUCGCAUUGAGAAUAUCACUCCAGUGAAUUACUCCAAUUCACUUCUACCGUCGUUAGAAUGUCCUUCGGGGACAUCUGCAAUCGAAAGGACAUUAGAGAUAAGGGAAAAGAAAAAGGAAAAAAAGCACCUCUCUUCGCAGUCGGCAGGAUUCGAACCUACGCUCGCAGAGCGAAUCUGAUUUCAAGUCAGACGCCUUAACCACUCGGCCACGACUGCAUACACUGCCCGGAAACAAACUCGCAUCACACUCUCCAGCGACCUACUCGGUCCAAUUCCCUCGCAAAUUUUCCACUCAUGCCUCACACUAUCACUCUUUCUAGCUGGAGUUUGGAGAAAUGGUGUGGAAGCAAGCCUUGGCAGCGACAGGAUGCAAAUACUCCGUCUUCAACACCCACCAAGUAAGAAACCCCCUCCCAAAUACCCCAAGAAAUCAGUAAAAACACUCAACAAUUCGCAGAUCUACUCGGAUUCCCUUAUGCCCGACCUCGCAGCUGCUCUGUCUGCCAUCACGGGCAAAUCCACUGAAUACUUCAUGGUCUUCUUUGGCCGAUGCUUCGUGCGAUUCUUCAGCAACUUUGGAUAUGACAAGAUGAUCAAGGCCACUGGGAGAUUCUUCUGCGAUUUCCUGCAGUCCGUGGACAAUAUCCAUCUCCAGAUGCGCUUCACAUAUCCCAAGAUGAAGAGUCCCAGCAUGCAGCUGACUGAGGUGGAUGAGAGAGGAGCAGUGCUCGUCUAUCGGAGCACCAGAACAGGCUUCUCCAAGUACUUUAAGGGUCAAUUGAUGGAGAUUGCAGACGCUUUGUACGGGCUGAAGCUCCACAUCACGAUCAUUGAUCGUCAGAAUGACACCACUGGCGGCACAACGGGACCCAUCGCUAUUCAAGGAGGCCUCAAGACCGUCAUAGUCCGCUAUCGUCUGGAUUUUGACAACAAAGAUUAUAUGGAGGCGAAGGUCAAUAAAACCAUCCAUCCAUCUCAGAAGAAACUCGGUCCUGUUGACGGCAGUGUUCUGCUGGAGAUGUUCCCCUUUGCCAUCAUCAUCGACGAAGACAUGCAGAUCACGGGAGCUGGAGAGAAAAUGGUGGAGGCUUGGGGCCUGGAGAAUGUUAAUUCAUCAGGCCAGAGCACGAUCAUUUACUCCACCGUUACAGAUCACUUUAAACUGCGCCGCCCCAAAGGCAUUCCCUUUACAUGGCAGAACAUUUUACACUUCCACACUGUCCUCUUCGAGCUGGAGCUCAUCAGAGCCCCCCAAGAAGAUGCAGAAAAGAAGGAGCCACAGGGAUUAUCUCUGGAUGCUUUAACCCUCACAACGGAAAGAAGAGAGUCCCAAGGAGCAAUGAAGAACAUUCUGCUGAAAGGACAAAUGCGCUACAUCACAGAAAUCAAUUCAGUGAUAUUUCUCUGUAGUCCCAUAAUAAACAAUCUCGAUGAACUCCACAAUAUGGGACUGUUUCUCAAUGAUCUCAAUGCUCAUGGCUUGAGUCGGGAGAUGGUGAUGGCCGGUUGGCAGCAUUUCUCUCGCCUGGAGUACACAUUUGAACGUGAGGAGCAGCGCUCCGAUGAACUGGAGACAUCCCUUCAUCUCGCCGAUUCCUGGAAGCGCCAGGGCGAUGACCUGCUCUACUCCAUGAUUCCCAAGCCGGUGGCGGAGCGUCUGCGUGCCGGACUCAACCCACUGUCCACUUGCCAGAGCUUUGAGCAGGUCACUGUGGUGUUUGGCGAGCUGCACGACGAUUCCCACUCCAGCAGCGAUCUGAGAGAUGCCAUGAGCGCCGUGUCCACCCUCAACACGUGCUUCUCCGCAUUCGACGAGCUCGUGCAGACGCCAAUGGUGUACAAAGUGGAGACAGUGGGUCAGGUGUACAUGGCUGUGAGCGGCGCUCCAGACAUGAAUCCGCUGCACGUCCAGCACGCUGCAGACAUGGCUCUCAAUAUGGUGGCAAAGCUGAUGGAGCUGAAGUUGCCAGGUGUCAGCGUGAAGAUAGGCCUCCACACUGGACCUGUUGUGGCCGGAGUUGUGGGACUAAAAGUACCCAGAUAUUGCCUCUUCGGCGACACAGUGAAUAUCGCUUCGCGAAUGGAGAGCAGCGGCAUGCCCAACAAGAUCCAGGUUACUGAGUACAUUGCACAGAAGUUGCGAAAGCUCGGCUACAUCCUCGAGAGUCGCGGAAUGGUGCAGGUGAAGGGUAAGGGUGAGAUGAAGACCUUCUGGCUCGAGAGUGGUCCCAAGAAGUGAACAGAGAGAGAGAGAAGCAGAGAAGUAGAACAUAAUUGUUGAUCAUCAAUGUAACAGUGUCGUCACAUUUCACAUUUAUUGUCUCACAAUUCCUC
This is a messenger RNA of Phlebotomus argentipes, 3087 nucleotides long. RefSeq names its product soluble guanylate cyclase 89Db-like. Gene Ontology annotation, biological process: cGMP biosynthetic process; response to oxygen levels; nitric oxide-cGMP-mediated signaling. Lineage: Eukaryota; Metazoa; Arthropoda; Insecta; Diptera; Psychodidae. Bases 1121 to 2992 code for a protein of 623 amino acids. The transcript is spliced from 5 exons. Gene Ontology annotation, cellular component: guanylate cyclase complex, soluble. Gene Ontology annotation, molecular function: heme binding; guanylate cyclase activity; oxygen sensor activity. The record is from RefSeq and is a predicted model, not a curated record.